AUGACGCUGCUCUACAGCAGCGCUCUGCUGCGGGCGCUCGCGCUCGCGCUGGCCGUAAGCCCCGCCAUCGCCGACGUGUCCUUCCGCAUCCUGCACUUCAACGACGUGCACGGCCGCGUGGAGCCCGCCAGCAGGUUCCAGAGCCCCUGCAGCGGGGAGGACUUGGAGAGCGGGGCGUGCUUCGGCGGCUUCGCCAAAAUUGCGACGGUGAUCAAGCGGGAGAGGGCCAGCGGCGACGUGCUGGUCCUGGAUGCCGGCGACCAGUUCCUGGGCACCAUCUGGACGACGGUGUACAUGGGUAAAGCCACGUCGAGUUUCCAGAACGCGCUGGAGGUGGACGCCAUGUGCCUGGGCAACCACGAGUUCGACUUCGGGCCAGGCGUCCUGGGGACGUACCUGGACAGGCUGAACUUCCCGGUUGUGGACGCCAACAUUGACGCUUCGGCGGAGCCGGAGCUGGACGGGAAGAUCGUGAACAGCGUCAAGGUGGAGGUCGCGGGGACGACGGUGGGCAUCGUAGGGUUCAUCACCCCUGAGACGCCGUUCCUGUCCAUGCCCGGGGACAACGUCGUCUUCCUGGAGAAUCUGACCACCGUGGUGCAGGACGAGAUCGACAAGCUGAAGGGGGAGGGGGUGGCAAUUAUCAUAGGCCUGAGCCACAUCGGCUUCCCGGUGGACGUGGAACUCAUGUCCACCCUGUCCGGCCUGGGCGUGGUCGUUGGCGGUCACACGCACACUAAGCUUGAGGGAGAUGAGUACCCGACGAUUGUGGCCGACAAGGACGGGAACGACGUCGCCGUGGUGCAGGCCUUCUGGGCGACCAACCUGGUGGGCCUCCUGGACGUGACUUUCAGCGACGAGGGCGUGCUGCUCUCGGCGGAGGGCGCGCCGGCGAUCCUGGGGGACAAUGCGACUGACACCGAGACCUUCGUGGAGGAUGACCAGGACAUGCUGGACUUGAUUGGAAUGUACAAAGGCGACGUGGAGGCGUUCCGAAACCUUGUGGUAGGCGAAUCGGCCGUGUUUCUGGACGGCGAGCGGCAGAACGUGCGGAACAAGGAGACGAACUUGGGCAGCAUGAUCUGCGACGCCAUGGUGUGGUACAUUAAGAACACCACCAGCUUCGAGGAGAAUUUCGGACGGCUUGAGGCGUGCCUCACCAACGGGGGCGGCAUCAGGGCCUCGAUUGACGAAGGGCCCGUGACGUUCGAAGAGGUCGUCACCGUCCUUCCGUUUGGGAACGUGCUGUCCGUGGUCAAGCUCACUCCGCCCAUGCUGUACGAGGCCCUCGAGAACGGCGUCAGGCAAUGGGAAGAAGGAUCUGCGGAAGGGGAAUUCCCGCAAGUUGGUGGGAUGAAGUUCACUUUUUGUGAGGAGAACCCCGACGGAGCGAGGGUGGAUUCGGUGGAAGUCUUCGACGGCGGCGCUUUUGUGCCCAUUUCCAGAGAUGCUGAUGAGCCUGCGGUCAACGUGGUGGUGAACAACUUCAUUGCAGGCGGUGGUGACAAGUACACCGUCCUGCAGGAGGGCGAGCAAGUGUUUCCGUUGGGCCCUCCGAUGGACAAUGCCUUGCAAGAUUACAUCACCGCAUUCUCGCCGGUCGCUCCAGGGACUGAAGGUCGGAUACAGAACAUCUGCCUGUCCGGCUGA
Molecule: messenger RNA, 1650 nt
Organism: Ostreobium quekettii
Lineage: Eukaryota; Viridiplantae; Chlorophyta; Ulvophyceae; Bryopsidales; Ostreobiaceae
Source: the annotation of a GenBank genome assembly